ACUCCUCUGAGGCUCUUGAUGAACAUCAGCCUGUGGUUAGAAGCCAUUGUACUACCAGGGUUCGUACUGCACCCAACUCUACAGUUUCAUGUUAAUGGAAUUUGAACCGUAAAAUAAAGCAAAUUAUCGACAAAAGUAAAGAAAACGAGAGGUUCACAAAAAGCGAACUACGACUGAUUUUUCCACCAGGGAAGUUAACGCUCGGCGAAGGGAUACAACCGACAUCGGAGGAGGAAGAACUGCGGUCCGCUCCCCUUGCUAAUUUCCUCUAUUUUUUUUUCGGCUUUACAUUCCGUGCUUGGCUUUUCUCUUAGGUCUGUGCCCUUAUUUAGAUGGCGGCAAGCUUCCCAGACUCUGUAAACGAAAAUGAUAUAGGAAAGGCAAAGUUCAUCGGUGAACUCCUGGUGCCUGUUGCUCCCUUCGACCAGAAGGCUGGACGCGAGACGUGGACAGUAGCCUUUGCACCUAAUGGUUCCUACUUUGCCUGGUCUCAGGGGCAUCGCAUUGUGAGGCUCAUUCCCUGGGCAAAAUGUCUGAAGAACUUUUCAAUCGGCCACAAUGGAGAGGCCACCAAUGCCUCGAGCCCUCGCCGUUUGUCCCGUCAGAACAGCGACGGGGGCCAGGAAAUCCAGCCGGCCGACGAGCCCCGCGAACACACCAUCGACUGCGGUGACAUCGUCUGUGGCCUGGCCUUCGGCUCGUCCGUCCCCGAGAAGCAGAGCCGCUGCGUUAACAUCGAGUGGCACCGCUUCAAGUUCGGUCAGGACCAGCUGCUACUGGCAACGGGCCUCAACAAUGGUCGCAUCAAGAUCUGGGAUGUAUACACUGGAAAGCUCUUGCUGAAUCUGAUGGAUCAUACUGAAUUAGUGCGAGACUUGACCUUUGCUCCCGAUGGCAGUCUCAUGUUGGUGUCUGCCUCCAGAGAUAAGACCCUCCGCGUGUGGGACCUCAAAGAUGAUGGUAACAUGGUGAAGGUUCUGCGGGGGCAUCAGAACUGGGUGUACUGCAGCGCCUUCUCCCCUGACUCCUCCAUCCUGUGCUCAGUGGGUGCAGGCAAAGCAGUGUUCCUAUGGAACAUGGAUAAGUUAACCCUGAUCCGGAAGCUGGAGGGACACCACAAUGACGUGGUGUCCUGUGAGUUCUCCCCAGAUGGGGCGUUGUUGGCCACCGCCUCUUAUGACACCCGUGUCAUCGUAUGGGACCACCACAAGGCCACCAUCCUGCUGGAACUCGGCCAUCUUUUCCCUCCUCCAUCACCCAUUUUUGCCGGGGGGGCCAAUGACCGCUGGGUUCGCUCUGUGAGCUUCUGCCCUGACGGCCGCCACCUCGCCAGCAUCACUGAUGACAGAAUGGUGCGUUUCUGGAGCAUCGAGGAGAAAGCCCCUCAGGCCAUCGGCUCCCUCUCUAACGGCCUCUGCUGUGCCUUCUCCGCUGAAGGAAGUGUCCUUGCUACUGGGACUCGUGGCGGGAGUGUGCUCUUCUGGGAGUGUCCUCGUAGCGUUGCCAGUCUGCAGCACAUGUGUAGGAUGUCUAUCCGCCGGUUGACUACCACCCAGCAAGUGGAGACGCUGGCCAUUCCUACACCGCUCCGCGACUACCUGACCUACAAAAUCAUUUAACCCCCACCCCUACCCAGGACCACCAGCUGACUCAACUGCACCUGUCGCUGUAGCAUCAUGCUUGAAAACCAACAAAAUACUUCCUGGAAAACCUUUUUUCAUAGAACUUUGUUGAACAAAUGCAAUCAGGACAGAGAGAAAGAGAGAGAGACCCCUUCCUCCCCCCACUCACAGCAGGAUAUCGUGUUCUGUCAAUAUUUAUUUUCGUAAGUUCUUCAGUAGCAAGCACACAUCCAUACCGGUUAGGUUAACAUUUUCCAGGGCCUCCUGUCCCCCGUUACAUGCCUGUGUGCAGCCCCUCUUCCAGCUGCCUCAGCCAGGUUCAGUAACCCUUCAACUUGAAGGGGGCGUUGCACUUCAUGCAAGUGCCGUUUGCAGGUGGGUCAGCAAAAGGGAUGAGACGUGGGAUUUUUUAAAAGAUUCAAGAUCUCAAAAGGCCAAUGCUACAUGUGUGAACUGUAAAGUAUCUUUACAUCAUCGCCAUGGCAUAAGAAAAGAACAGCCAAGCAGUUAUUGUUCCCUCCCCGAAACAUUUCAGCCAGUGAAUGACAAGGAACUGAAGUGGAGAUAUGUCUUUGAAAUAUCUGCAUUGGCUUUGCAAAUCUUGUAUCGGUCGGGGCAAAGGCAUCAUUUCAUUGGUCGGUUUACCAGAGAAGCACCAUAGAAAGUUGAAUUGUAUUUGUUCCUUUUGAUCAUUGUGUUGACAGCCUUAAGGAAUCUACUGUUUCUGAACCGUUCACCAACUAUCAUUCCAUUAUGAUUGUUGGUGGUGGGAAUGCACAGAGAAACAUGUAGCAGUCAAGAUAGUUCAGGCAGCAAAUGGCUUCUGCUAAAGAUUAACGAGGAAGGAAGGCAUUCAACAUGUGCUGGCCCCAGGCCUACAAGCAUUGUGUUGAAGUGAGAAACCCUCAGUGUAAACAUAACAUUGUUUACAAAAAUCUCCUCGGGGGAUCUUACAAUCCUGCAAGCUACCAAACCACGCUAACUGGCUGUCAACAAAACUUCUGUAAAUUGCACAGAAAACAUGUGUCCGACCACAUGAUGUAGGUGCACUCUGCCCCCAAACCUUUCUCAGUCUGGUGAGAUCAAUGGCAAUAGUAUGCUUGAAUUUAAGUGUGCGUGCCCCCCCUCCCUGUUCUCAGAGUUGCGUGUGUGUAUAUGAAAAUGUCUAUAAACAAGUCUUAAGCGUUUGUUUCCCCACUUUGCCAUUUAUAUCCAUUUUUUCUUUCUCAUUUUUGUUGUUCUUUGUCAACCUUAUAAAUGUGAAAGAGUCAACACAUGGUAACACGUCUUACUGUUAUAGCCCAGAGAGCUAUUACAUUUCCUUACAGAUUGGACACAGUGGAAGUGUCACUUUAUGUUGAAGUUACGAUAAGACAUUUAAGCGACCCUGAAAUUAAUUUAAACUAGGCUAUCUGGUGUAAGAGCUUCAUGUUCACUCUUGAUAGAAAUGUAUUCACAUGAUAAUCCACAAUGACGCUUUUUGGAGAUACAGUAUUCUAGGAGUCUUCUGGUUCUUGAUUGUCACUUUCACGUUGUGAGAUGUGAAGAGGGCAAAGUGAGCCUUUUGUUUUUUCCUGUGUUUCUGUAGGGAGGUGGCUGCGCAUCAGCCGUCAAUCACUUUGGCAAUACGUUCUCCGACAGUCGGUGCUAAUGCCAAAGGUUUUCAUUUCCACUUUGUUUUUAUAGUUUCCUGCUGAAAUAUGGAGUGCGUCUCAUGAAGGGGCUGAAGUGCUUCGUUAUGUAUAUCCUUACCGGGGGUUGCAUUACGUUACCAUGGUGUUUGGAAAAACACAGUCCUGCCUCAGUGAGUUUGCAGUAUGAAGCGUUAAAUAAAUCAAAUAUAUAUGAAUGUAUAAAGGUAAUUUUUCUUUGUGGGUUUGUUGUUUCAAUAAAAGUUUUUUUGAUAAAAUAA
Gymnodraco acuticeps is the source of this 3534-nucleotide messenger RNA. RefSeq names its product WD repeat and SOCS box containing 1 (gene wsb1). The transcript has 9 exons. Gene Ontology annotation, molecular function: protein binding. NCBI's taxonomy places the organism in Eukaryota, Metazoa, Chordata, Actinopteri, Perciformes, Bathydraconidae. Bases 333 to 1619 code for a protein of 428 amino acids. The record is from RefSeq and is a predicted model, not a curated record. Gene Ontology annotation, biological process: intracellular signal transduction.